Messenger RNA from Bursaphelenchus xylophilus (pine wood nematode), 323 nucleotides. The record is from the annotation of a GenBank genome assembly. Lineage: Eukaryota; Metazoa; Nematoda; Chromadorea; Rhabditida; Aphelenchoididae.
AUGCUCACCACAAACUCAGAGAGUCCUGAUGAAACGCCUGGGAACUUGGCGAUUAGCGGAGCGUUGUUGUGCGGUGUUUGUGGCGCUAAGGCUACGGGAUUCCAAUUUAAAGCAAUCGCAUGUAGAGCGUGUAAGUUUUCUUUCACAGACCUUCGGUCUAACUGUAAUUUUUGUAAUUCAAUUGUUCAGGUGGUCAAUUCUUUCGAAGAGCAAUCAGAAAUAACCGCUCCUACCAGUGCAUUGUAAAGAGAAGCUGCGAGAUUAAUAAGGGUUUGUCGGCUUUCCAAGUUCUUCAAUUUUCGAUGGAACACUGUAAUAAAUAA